Ricinus communis (castor bean) is the source of this 2247-nucleotide messenger RNA. RefSeq names its product meiosis-specific protein ASY1. The transcript has 22 exons. The record is from RefSeq and is a predicted model, not a curated record. NCBI's taxonomy places the organism in Eukaryota, Viridiplantae, Streptophyta, Magnoliopsida, Malpighiales, Euphorbiaceae. Bases 123 to 1961 code for a protein of 612 amino acids.
CCCUCCCCUCUGGCGCCAUUCCAGAAUUUUUCUUUUUAUUUCGAUUCAAAUUUUCAAAAGCCAAACACACUGACCUCUGUCUCUCUCCCUAAUUCUAGUUUUCUCCAGAAAACUCCGUAACAAUGGUUGUAGCACAGAAAGUUAAAGAAGCAGAGAUCACCGAACAGGCCUCUCUUCUUCUGACAAGGAACUUGCUCCGUAUUGCAAUUUUCAAUAUUAGUUACAUCAGAGGCCUGUUUCCGGAGAAGUAUUUCAAUGACAAGUCUGUCCCUGCUUUAGAGAUGAAGAUUAAGAAGUUGAUGCCUAUGGAUCCAGAGUCCCGUAGACUGAUUGAUUGGAUGGAGAAAGGUGUUUAUGAUGCAUUGCAGAAAAAGUACUUGAAGACACUUUUAUUCUGUGUGUGUGAGGCAACAGAUGGUCCAAUGAUCGAGGAAUAUUCAUUUUCCUUCAGUUAUUCAAAUUCUGAUAGUCAAGAAGUUUCAAUGAAUAUCAAUCGCAAUGGAAGCAAGAAAAACGGAGGAACAUUCAACUAUAACUCCACCACAGAAAUUACUCCCAAUCAGAUGAGGAGUUCUGCAUGUAAAAUGAUCCGUACAUUGGUUCAGUUGAUGAGAACUCUGGAUAGGAUGCCUGAGGAGCGAACUAUGCUGAUGAAGCUCCUCUAUUAUGAUGAUGUGACGCCAGCAGAUUAUGAGCCUCCAUUCUUCAGGGAAUGCACAGAAGAAGAAGCUCAUAACCCAUGGAAUAAAAGCCCUCUGAAGAUGGAGGUUGGGAACGUCAACAGCAAGCAUUUUGUGCUUGCUCUCAAGGUAAAGAGUGUGCUUGAUCCUUGUGAGGAUGAAAAUGAUGAUAUGGAAGAAGAUGAAGUGAGCUUAGGAGCCGUGUCUCUGCAUCAGUCAGAUUCUUCUGAUUCUGACAGUGAGGUUAGCCAAUCACAAGAAAAUCAAUAUAUGGUUGCACCAGUGGAGAAGGAACGGCGGGAGGAAGACAAUGGCAUGGUUGACCAAGAUGAUACCGAGGAUCCAGAAGAGGAUGAACAGCAAUUGGCUAGGGUGAAAGGCUGGAUCACUAGCCACCACCUUGACACUGUCGGACUUAAUGAUGUCCUCUCUAAUUUCCCAGAUAUUUCUGUGGUCCUGACUGAAGAAAUUAUGGACAAGCUUGUGAAGGAAGGUGUUAUAUCAAAAUCUGGACCAGAUACUUACACCAAGAACAAUCAACAGAAAUCCGACUUCGAGUUCACUGUGGUUAAAGAGGAAAUGGAUGGUCAAGCAAUCCCAAACGGUAACAAAGCUCCUAGGAUCGAUGAUCAUAUGUACAUGAAGGCUUUGUACCAUGCUCUUCCAAUGAACUAUGUAACAGUUGCAAAGCUUCAGACCAAGUUAGAUGGAGAGGCAAAUCAGACAACCGUGCGGAAACUAAUUGAUAAAAUGACCCGAGAUGGUUACCUUGAAGCUAAAGGAAACCGUAGACUAGGCAAGCGUGUCAUCCAUUCAAUUCAAACUGAGAAAAAACUUGCGGAAUUAAAGAAAAUAUUGGGAAAUAACCUUAUGUAUGUUGAUAAGAAUGAACAACAAAUCAAGUCUAACCAUAUAGAGUUCCUGAAAUCAGGGAACGACCAUAGAGAUACCUCAACAUGUGGUGCCCUCCACUCGGUUGGAUCAGAUCUUACACGCAUGAGGAUCAGAUCUGACAUUAAUCAUAAUGGAUCAGUUAGGAGCGAGCAGACUAUCUCAAAGACAGGCAACACUCCCACAAGCAGGGCUGAGCCAGUUGCUUCAAGAGAAAGUUUUGCUCAAGGAAAUGAGAAUGGCAGAGCAAAUGGAAACACAAAUCACUGCGAUGAAGAAGAUACAGUUAUCUGCAGCAGAUCCACUCAAGACAAGAGAACCAGGAAAACAAGCACGGUUAAGGAACCAAUUUUUCAGUACAUGAAACGCCAGCGAUCUGAAGCUGUUUGAAAGAGGAGUGGAACUUGAACCGUAAUUCCUCCGACUUGGAAUUAGAAAGAGCUAACCUUUUUCCCUGAGGUCUUAGUUGCAGAUAGUAAGCGGUGGUUACAGUUUUUACCUAUGUGUCUCAAUAGACUACUACUACUAUAUAGAAAAGGAAUUGUGUAUAUAUAGUGGAAAUGAUUCCACCUCUAGGUACUGUCUUUUUUUCUUUUAUCUUUUCUUUUCUUCUUUUGGUUUAUAUAGCGACGUCGCUGAUCUUUAGUCAGCAACUAACAUGGUUAUUACUUUUCAA